Messenger RNA from Paramuricea clavata, 4320 nucleotides. NCBI's taxonomy places the organism in Eukaryota, Metazoa, Cnidaria, Anthozoa, Malacalcyonacea, Plexauridae. The record is from the annotation of a GenBank genome assembly.
AUGGCCGAAGCACAAUCAAUCGAACGAAAACGAGCAAUACGCAAGGCAAAUCGCGGAGUAAUCACGAAGUACAUCAACGAAGCAAACGAUCUUUUGCACGACGAAGACAGUGAUCGAGACCGUCUUAUUACGAUUCAAGGGCUGCUUCGCGAAAAGCUAGAUUAUAUAAAACGACUUGAUAGCGAGAUAUUGGAAAUUUGCGAAAUAAAAGAUAUCGACAAGGAAAUUAUAGAAUCCGAAGAAAUUAACACUCGAGUUCUCGAUGUAAACAAGAAAAUAUUAAAGGCAACGAGCGAAGGACACUUAGUUACGAAUCAACCGGCAAUAUUCGUGGAAGGUGAGCAUAUAAAUGAACCACAACAAAGCGAACUGCAAAACGAAAGCGUUGUAUCGAAUAAUUCGGCGCCGCAAGCAAGUACAGAUCAAAUUCAACACAAUCAAGUAAGUCAACAACAUCAUGUAACGAAAUCUAAACUCCCAAAGUUAGUACUUCCAAAAUUUAAGGGAGAAUUAACCAAAUUUCGAUCGUUUUGGGACUCGUACGAUAGUGCUGUACAUAAAAAUAGUCAGCUGUCAACAAUCGAUAAAUUCAAUUAUUUAUACUCGUUGCUCGAAGGGCCAGCUCUACGUUCAAUUCAAGGUUUAUCCUUGACCGAAGAAAAUUAUCAAUCCGCUGUAGACUUGUUAAACCAACGAUUUGGAAAUCAACAACAAGUUAUUUCGGCCCAUAUGGACGAACUACUAAAAAUUCCAGUGUGUUCAGGCGACAAACCAUCACAACUUCGAUUUGUUUACGACAAAAUUAGCGUUAGCGUAAGAGGUCUCGAAGCGUUAGGAGUAGCUUCAAGUCAGUACGGCAGUUUGCUCAUACCUAUUAUUAUGUCAAAAUUGCCCGCAGAAAUACGACUUCAUAUAGCGAGAAAUACGGUCGAUGAAGUGUGGAAUAUAACUGAUUUGCUCGAAGUUAUGCGUAAAGAAGUAGAAGCUAGGGAGCUUAGCGAAAAUGUUCGAAGCCAAAGCGGUGAAAUUGACAACCGGAAGUCAGAGACCGGAAAUGAAAUCGACAACUUCCGGAAAUUCAACCAACGAAAUAAAAGCAAAUAUCAAGCGUCUGCUGCCAAUUUGUUUGUAAAGGACGACGAAAGUAACGAAACGAAGCCGAAGUGUGUGUAUUGUGGUGAAUUUCAUUUUUCAGCUUCCUGUAUUCAUGUUAAAGACCCAAGCAAGCGAAAGGAUAUUUUGACCAGAGAUAAACGUUGUUAUUUAUGUCUAAGAACAGGGCACAUAACAAGGGAUUGCAAGAAACAACAAAACUGUCGAUGGUGCGAAGGUCGACACCAUCAAUCGAUUUGUCAGCGUGAUGUAAAGAGUAAAACACCAGAAAACACUACCAAAGGUGAUUCGACUAGUGGUGCGGCUCAAGGUCAAAAUCAUACAACAACAACUACAACAAAUGGGAAUUGCUCCAAGGUUCUUUUACAAACAGCCACCACAUUUGCCUAUUCAAGUCAACAGUCGGCAACGGUUCCAGUUCGAGUUUUACUGGAUAGUGGCAGCCAGCGAACGUACAUAACCAAUGGUUUAAAAGAAAAGCUCGGGUUGCAACCCACUAAAACAGAAACGUUAAAGUUAAAUACAUUUGGAGGAGAUCGAUUCAGCAAGAAAAGGUGUGAUGUUGUACAGUUAAGUUUGCAAGGAAGUGAUGGGGAUAUCGAGAUUUCAGCAGUAUGUUUUCCCAAGAUUUGUUCGCCUAUUCCCACAAAGAUUUGUCCUGAAAGAUAUCCGCAUUUGAAGGGAUUGAACCUGGCUGACGUUAAACUGAGCGAAAGCGAUGAACUUGAACACGAUAACAUUGAUAUUCUCAUUGGUUGUGAUUAUUAUUUCGAUAUUGUGAAUAACGAAAUGGUCCGAGGAGAGGGGAGAGGCCCUGUAGCGGUUUGCAGUAAAUUUGGUUGGAUAGUGUCGGGUCCAACAAUGCGUGAAGAAAAGAACGAUGAAUCCUCGAUGGUCCACCUUAUUAUGCAGAGAAAUGAGCUAGCAAGUCAAUCAUCGUAUGUUCAAAAUAAAGAUGGCGAACUGAUCGAAACUCUUAGAACCUUCUGGGACACAGAAUCAAUUGGAAUCACAAAUCACGAUAUUGGGAAUCCAGAGGAAUCCAAGUUUUUACGUGAAGUUAGCUUUGACGAACAAGAGGGUCGAUAUCAAGUUAGGUUGCCUUGGAAAACUGAAGCAUUGCCACAAUCAAACGGAUAUUCAACGUGUGUUCGAAGACUUAGACAACUUCAUUCCCAUUUAAAGAAAGAUAAACAUUUGCUAAAUGACUAUGACAGUGUAAUCAAGCAACAACUCGAAAGUGGCAUAAUCGAAGCGGUUCCUGAGGAAGAUGAUGAUAGUGAUGGAUCGUAUUAUUUACCUCAUCAUGGAGUACUUAGAGAAGACAAAGAGACAACCAAGUUGCGGGUUGUUUUCGAUGGGUCGGCUAAACCUAACGAGGAAAGUCCUUCAAUUAACGAGUGUCUGGAAAAGGGACCCAAUCUUGUUCCGAAUUUAUUUGACACAGUUAUCAAAUUCCGAAGUCAUCCGAUAGGUAUUGUUGCAGACAUAGAAAAAGCGUUUCACCAAAUCCAGAUAUCGCCUGAGGACAGACGAAUGCUGCGGUUCCUUUGGUUCGACGAUAUCACUGAACCUGUUCCGAAAAUCCGACGAUUCCAGUUUUGUCGACUAGUGUUUGGGCUUACCCCUAGCCCAGCAGUUUUGGCAAGCAUCAUUCAACAUCAUUUAAGUAGACAUAAAGAAAGGGAACCUGAAAUGGUUUCCUUGCUCAAUGAUUCAUUUUAUGUCGAUGACUUUGCUGGAGGAGCAAAAACUGAUGAUGAUGCGGUAGAGGUUUAUGAAAAGGCGCAAGCAAUUAUGAAAGACGGUGGUUUCACUCUCCGAAAGUGGAUGUCAAAUUCGAAGAAAUUCCGAGAAAUGGUCGAAAAAAAUGAAGAGCAUCAAUCAUACGUGAACGCGGACAAACCAACACUCAACCAAGGUAAACAAGAUGUAACACAAACGAGUUCGAAUGAGAUUGUAAAGGUCCUUGGUUUACACUGGAACGUGCAAAGUGACGUAUUCCAAUUUGAAACCACCGAAUUAGUGCGGUAUGCCCGAACUCUACCACCCACGAAGAGAUCGGUCCUUAAACUGUCAGCGAAAAUCUUUGAUCCGAUUUGUAUACUAGCGCCCUUCACGAUCAAUAUGAAGUGUCUGUUUCAAACUUUGUGUGUUGAAAAUGUCGACUGGGACACUGAAUUAAGCGGUAAAUCAUUAAGUACCUGGAAUUCGUUGCUAAGAGAUCUUUUGGCAAUAAAAUCAAUCCGUAUGCCCCGAUGUUAUUUUACCAAGUCAAGCCCAAUCUCAACUCAUCAGAUCCAUGGAUUCUCUGAUGCUUCAGAAAAGGCGUAUAGUGCGGUUGUUUAUCUGCGUACAGAAUAUCAAGACGGAACUGUCGAAGUAAACUUGAUUCGUCAAAGACGAGAGUAGCGCCUUUAAAAAGACAGUCGAUUCCAAGGCUCGAACUGCUUGGGGCAAAUAUUUUAGCUCGAUUGGUGAACACGAUAUUGAAAACACUUUCAGCAAUCAUCGAUGAUCCAGAGGUAUUUUUAUGGACGGACUCCUAUACGACGCUUUGUUGGAUAAGAAAUUACAAGAUGUGGAAACAGUAUGUUCAACGCCGUGUGACAGAAAUCCGAGAGCUUACAAACGAAAAGCAUUGGCACUUUUGUCCAGGUGAACUCAACGUAGCGGAUUUGCCAUCGCGUGGUUGCUCUGCAACUGCAUUAGCUGAAAAUGACACGUGGCUCCAUGGACCAAAGUUCCUUAAAGAUCCUAAAGACCAAUGGCCUAAAUGUCCUCAACCUACCAAUUUAGAAACCGAUGUCGCUUUGUCAGAAACUGUCAAGACUCGUCCUACUGUUACGUACAGUCUUGUUAAUUUAACGGACGAUCUACUUUCGCAUGCCAGAAUUGGAUUGGUAAUGGAGUGUAACAAAUAUAGUAGUGUAACAAGAUUGCUAAGAGUCACCGCGUUUGUUCUACGAUUCAUCAGGAAGUUGAAAGGGCAAGAAACGAGUGACAAUUCUAUACAGACCUUAAGUGCUAACGACAUCAAGGAAGCCGAGAUCCUUUGGGCCAGAGAAGUCCAAGCGGUAUCAUUCCCUGAAGUAACUCGCCUUUUAGGCUCAAAACAGCGGGUUAACAACCAACUUAUUAAUCAGUUAAACUUGUUUCGCGAUAAGAACAAUCUCAUUCGUUGCGAGGGACGUCUGGAACAUUCAA